UUAUGGAUAAAUUUUACUAUUUAGGUUUUUAAUUAACAUUCUGAAAAUUUCUCACUUCUCUUGGCUUACCCCAUUCCUUCUUUCAGUUCAACACGACAGCACCGCAACUGACUUUGGCAACGGCGUUAAACAUCCAUGUUUCUCUCAGUUGUGUUUUCGCUAUUGUAACCCCAUCCCUUCAGUUCAGUUCAUCUCGUAGACGUGUUUCAUAAUCAUCAAUAUGAACAUGAAGAGAUGUGCCAUGUGGCUCUGCUACAGGUUGAAAUUUUGAUAAGUGAACAAGAUUAAUGCUUAUACACUAACAUCGUGAGCUUGAGCUGCAAGAUGAAGUAAUAAAAGGGAGACGGAAGAGAAAGAGGGAAAUUAUUAAAAUGCGGAAAGCCUAAAACGACAACCGUUUUCGGGUGUUUUAAAUUUUGAGCCUUUGAUUUGUUUAUGGCAUAUUCCUCAAUAGUACCCAGACACCUCUUCUUGUCUCGCCUUCAGAAGUGCAUCCCAAAAUCAUGGAAACAAGCUCCCCAACAACCACUUCAAAAACCCAUCUUUUGUAGUGAUGCAUCAAUGGUUGGUGUUCUCAUUGCAUCCCUCAAGGACUUUGUGACCCAUGGCCACUUAACCAAUGCAUUCAAAACCUUCUUUCAAAUACAGCACCAUGCUGCUUCUUCCCACCUUCUCUUACACCCCAUUGGCUCUCUCCUUUUGGCUUGCACCCAUUUUAAGUCACUGUCACAGGGUAAGCAGCUUCAUGCUCAAGUCAUCUCACUGGGUCUUGAUCAAAAUCCUAUCUUGGUUUCAAGGCUUGUUAAUUUUUACACAAAUGUUAAUCUCCUUGUUGAUGCCCAAUUUGUUACUGAGAGCUCUAAUACUUUGGAUCCUUUACAUUGGAAUUUGCUAAUCUCGGCAUAUGUUAGAAAUGGCUUCUUUGUGGAGGCUCUUUGUGUCUAUAAGAAUAUGUUGAAUAAGAAGAUUGAGCCAGAUGAAUACACUUAUCCAUCUGUUCUCAAGGCUUGUGGGGAAUCAUUGGAUUUCAAUUCUGGGUUGGAGGUUCACAGGUCUAUUGAGGCUAGCUCCAUGGAGUGGAGCUUGUUUGUGCACAAUGCUUUGGUCUCAAUGUAUGGUAGGUUUGGGAAAUUGGAGAUUGCACGUCACUUGUUUGAUAAUAUGCCACGUAGAGAUUCUGUUUCUUGGAAUACUAUAAUCAGCUGUUAUGCGUCUAGGGGUAUCUGGAAGGAAGCAUUUCAGCUAUUUGGAAGCAUGCAGGAGGAGGGUGUUGAAAUGAAUGUGAUUAUAUGGAACACCAUUGCUGGAGGGUGCUUGCACUCAGGCAAUUUCAGAGGGGCACUUCAACUUAUUUCUCAGAUGAGAACAUCCAUUCAUCUGGAUGCCAUUGCAAUGGUUGUUGGGUUAAAUGCUUGUUCUCACAUUGGAGCCAUUAAAUUGGGAAAGGAGAUUCAUGGCCACGCCGUGCGAACUUGCUUUGAUGUGUUUGACAAUGUGAAAAAUGCAUUGAUUACUAUGUAUUCCAGGUGUAGAGAUCUUGGCCAUGCAUUUAUUUUGUUUCAUAGAACGGAAGAGAAAGGUUUGAUCACUUGGAAUGCCAUGCUUUCUGGAUAUGCCCACAUGGAUCGAUAUGAGGAAGUCACCUUCCUUUUUAGAGAGAUGUUACAGGAGGGCAUGGAACCCAAUUAUGUGACCAUUGCAAGUGUUCUUCCCCUUUGUGCCCGCAUAGCGAAUCUGCAGCAUGGCAAAGAGUUUCAUUGCUACAUUAUGAAGCACAAACAGUUUGAGGAAUAUUUAUUAUUGUGGAAUGCCCUGGUGGACAUGUAUUCAAGGUCUGGCAGAGUUUUAGAAGCCAGAAAAGUGUUUGAUUCAUUGACCAAAAGAGAUGAAGUUACAUACACUUCCAUGAUUUUGGGAUAUGGCAUGAAGGGUGAAGGAGAAACAACUUUAAAACUAUUUGAAGAGAUGUGCAAGUUAGAGAUUAAGCCGGAUCAUGUAACAAUGGUUGCAGUUCUAACGGCUUGUAGUCAUUCUGGUCUAGUAGCCCAAGGGCAAGUUCUCUUUAAAAGGAUGAUAGAUGUCCAUGGGAUAGUUCCACGGCUUGAGCACUAUGCCUGCAUGGCUGAUCUGUUUGGGAGGGCUGGUCUUCUAAACAAAGCAAAGGAGUUUAUCACAGGGAUGCCAUAUAAGCCAACUUCGGCAAUGUGGGCUACUCUUCUAGGAGCAUGUCGAAUCCAUGGAAAUACAGAGAUGGGGGAAUGGGCAGCAGGGAAAUUGCUGGAAAUGAAGCCUGAUCAUUCAGGCUAUUAUGUGUUGAUUGCCAAUAUGUAUGCAGCUGCUGGUUCUUGGAGAAAACUAGCAGAGGUGAGGACUUAUAUGAGAAAUUUGGGGGUGAGAAAGGCUCCUGGUUGUGCUUGGGUUGAUGUUGGCAGUGAGUUUUCUCCCUUUCUGGUAGGGGACUCUUCCAACCCUCAUGCUUCUGAGAUUUACCCCGUGAUGGAUGGAUUGAAUGAGCUAAUGAAAGAUGCUGGUUAUGUACGUAGUGAGUUAGUUUCAUCAGAGGAAGAUUUUGAGGAGAUGAAUAUCGCAGGGAAUGCAUACUGAUAGAAGUUAAAAUAGAUUUUAUUUAUAGGUGUCUAUUGUAGUUUGUUAUUACAAUCCCUUGUUUGUGACCUAAAAAGCAGAAACUUGCCACAGUUGCCAGAUCAAGCAGAAAAAUUGAACUUUGCACACUGAAAUUAUCAUGAGUUGUUUUUGAAUGGCCAUUUUACUUCUUUAGCACAAGGGAUUUCAUUGCUCUAUUCCCCAGUGUCAGUCAUUUCAUUUACCAGCUACCCUUUUGCAUUGUUUGAGAUAAAUUAACGAGUCAACAUUUUACGGUGACCAGGUUCGUCUGGUUAACAGCAUUCUUCAGUGCUCUUCUGGACACAGAAGUCCAGUUUUCUUGUGUUCAUUGCUACCAGAUAAGGUUGAGUCAUGCCCUUUGAAUCUUGAGUUUGAUGCAGAUGACUUAGUGGCAUUCUUGGUUGUUGGUUCACAAGGCAUCCACCUUUCUGGUUAUUUUGUGUUUGAUGAUGGGGAUGAUCUUAGGGAUGACUAUGAAUAUGAUUCAUGGAUGGGGGGAGGAUAUUGAAGGAACUGAGUCAGAGGAGUCAUCUGAAUAUGAUAGUGAAGAUGGAUAUGCUAAUGACUUCAUUGUUGAUAGUGAUACUGACAUGUACCUGUCUUUGUCAGUCUCAAAUAGUGGAGUUGUAAUUGAGGAAAUAAUGGAUGAUGAUAACCCUGAAAAUGGAGAUGAUCCAACUAAGAAAUUAAAGAAAAAGAAACAGGUAGUUCAGUUGAAAGAGAAAGACAACAAAAGUUCUGAGCUUCCAAUUGUCUCUAAGGGUGAUACUGACCUUGUUGUGGAAAGUAUAGAUGAAGAUGGCUUUCCAAUUACCACUGCAGAGAAAGGUGUGUCUGUCUCUCAGAAGACAGAAGCAGAAACGAAAGGAGAACAAGCACGUAAGAAAACUGAGAAAGCCAACAAGAAGGAAAAAGAUGUUGAUCAUUGUGCUAGUGUAUAACGAAAAGUUGAUCAUGCUGAUGAAGAUGAGCCACAGGAUGGGAAAAAAAACAAGAAAAGAAACAAGUUGAAAGAUCAUAAUAAAGGGGGAAGUGAUCAUGUAUCUGACAAUAGCAAUGAGACAAAGGCUACUGAACCAGAUGAAAAGCAUGCUGAGGAUGUUAAAACUACAACGGACCUGAGUGAUGUUUCUCAUGCAAAGGAUGAAGAUGGUGGAAAGCUAUCCAAUAACGAGUAAGAAAUUUCACCUCACUGAAAUCAGUUACAUUUUGCAGGGCUUUUGGUGUUACUGGUGUGGAAAGUUGGUUUAAAUAUUACACCCAUAUUUAAUUUUCUAUUCUUGAUAUUGAUAUGCAAAGCCAAUUUCUUCUGUUGACUAAAUCCGCAGAACACCUGGUCAACUGAACUAAAAUUCUAUUAGAAACAGAACAUUGGAAAUUGAGUUUGCCUUCUCAUUUGAUAUCUUUACCUUCAGUAAAUUGGAGUUCAACUCUAUAAGAUGUCAAAUUGUGAGGUCUUGCUUGGUUUUGUGGUGAAUUUUGUACCUGUAGAGUCAUUUCCAAUUACCUUUAUUUUCUUUGCUUGAGAUAUUGAAAAUUGGAAAUUUGGGAGGCUGUGUUGUUUGUGGUAUUUGUUGGCAGGGUCCUCGUUGAGAAGAAAAACAAGAAAAAGACCAAAGAGUCUGAAGGGGAAGCUGCUGAAAAGCAGAAUUUGUCCACCUCAGAAAAAGGGGAAGAAACAAACUGAAACCAAGCCAUCACAAGUGAGAACUUUUCCAAAUGGAUUGAUUAUAGAGGAAGAGCUGUUUAUGGGUAAACCUGAUGGCAAAAAAGCUGCUCCUGGAAAGAAGGUCAGUGUAAAAUAUAUUAGCAAACUGCAAAAAGAUGGGGAAAAUAUUUGACUCAAAUGUGGGAGAGCACCCUUUAAAUUUCGUCUGGGAAUGUGCUGUGUUGAUGUGUUGAAUUUGCUGGGAUUUUCCUUUCUAUAUAUGCUUCACCUGUUUCGUUUUCUUUUGUCAGGGAUGAGAAUUGGGGACAAACGAAGGAUCACAAUUCCACCGUCUAUAUCUUUUAUUUGUUGGAUUUGAUUUCCCUAAACUUUGCAUGUUAUAUUUGUCUCGGUGUAAUUAAAUUACAUUUACUAUCUGAAAUUUCUCGUAUUAUAUGUCAUGUUCUUCGAUGUGGGAAGACUCUGAUUGGUUUAAUUGCUGAAAAAUGCCUCUGUUGUUUAUGCCAA
This is a messenger RNA of Glycine soja, 4801 nucleotides long. Its product is annotated as pentatricopeptide repeat-containing protein At1g71490-like. Gene Ontology annotation, biological process: RNA modification. Gene Ontology annotation, molecular function: protein binding; RNA binding. The record is from RefSeq and is a predicted model, not a curated record. NCBI's taxonomy places the organism in Eukaryota, Viridiplantae, Streptophyta, Magnoliopsida, Fabales, Fabaceae. The coding region runs from base 436 to 2604 and encodes 722 amino acids. The transcript has 6 exons.